Messenger RNA from Miniopterus natalensis, 2967 nucleotides. It is a transcript of the gene FBXL18, whose product is annotated as F-box and leucine rich repeat protein 18. Gene Ontology annotation, molecular function: protein binding. The record is from RefSeq and is a predicted model, not a curated record. NCBI's taxonomy places the organism in Eukaryota, Metazoa, Chordata, Mammalia, Chiroptera, Miniopteridae. Gene Ontology annotation, cellular component: SCF ubiquitin ligase complex. Gene Ontology annotation, biological process: SCF-dependent proteasomal ubiquitin-dependent protein catabolic process.
AAAAAAAAAAAGGCAUUGACGGCCCACAUCCAGGGAGAGAUCCCAUGCAGGUAUCUAUGAAAGCACAGCGAAAUGUGUGCGCAUCUCAUGGGAAAUACCAACUCGAGUUUCUAACCAGAUGCCUGAUGAAUGGAGUAAAUUGUUCAGUCCCUGUGAUUUAUUACUAAUCUUGACGUUGAGCAAUGUCACCAGUCUAGUCGGUGCUGUUUUUGUUUGUAAGGACUUAUAGUUUCAUUCUCAGUGGCGGUCCCUCUCGUUUUACUUGCUGUUAAUGACAGUGCUGCAAAGGGUUACUGUCUCCCACGAUUCUGCAGAUUGUGUGUGUUGACUUGUUUGCCCAUCACGGCAGUCCUGUGAGGUGAAGACCUGUGAUUAUCCCCAGUUAUUGUCGUUUCUUGACAGAAUUCUCCUACCCAGGGGUUACAGUGCAGCUGGACAUUUGGGGCAGGGGUGGAGGCAGGGACAGGACAGCAGCUUUCACAAACGUAGAACCUUGACCAGUGGUCAUAAGUUGAGUCUAAAAUGUGCCAGACUUGACCAAAGAUCUUUAGCAGGAAAAAUCUUUGAAAUUAAAAAAAAAAAAUGAAAUUGCCUUUUGAAUCUGUUGCUUUUGGAGAGAGAUCCUGGUGUUGAGAUUGGAAAGAGUGGUUGGAGAAUGUCAUGGGUUCUCGCUCUGCAGUUCAGAAUUUUGGGUUCUCGCUCUACAGUUCUUUCCCAUGGACAGUGGUGGGGGCCCCUCUGGGCUUCUCCAGCUGGGGAGGCCAGGCCAAGGGCUCCCAGUGGAGAUCCCAUGGAAAUUUGGUGCCCCCUUAUUCCCAGGACCUGUCCAGUGAUGGUGAUACAACCUCUGCAGCAGCCACGAUGGCGGGCAGUGCCCACCUGCUGGGCUUCUCUGACGAGAUCCUCCUGCAUAUCCUGAGCCACAUCCCCAGCACAGACUUGGUUGUGAAUGUCCGGCGCACCUGUCGGAAGCUGGCAGAGCUAUGCCUGGACAAGAGCCUCACCCACACUGUGCUGCUGCAGAAGGACUACCAGGCGAGCGAGGACAAGGUGAAGCAGCUCGUGAAGGAGAUCGGCCAGGAUAUCCAGCAGCUUAACAUGGCCGGCUGCUACUGGCUGCCGGGCUCCACCAUCGAGCACGUGGCCCGCUGCCGUGGCCUGGUGAAGGUGAACUUGUCGGGUUGCCGCCUGACCUCCCUGCGCCUUUCCAAGAUGCUGUCGGCCCUGCAGCACCUGCGCUCCCUGGCCCUCGAUGUGAGCCCCGGCUUCGACGCCAGCCAGUUGAGUGGUGAGUGCAAGGCCACGCUGAGCCGCGUGCGGGAGCUCAAGCAGACGCUGUUCACACCCUCAUACGGCGUGGUACCCUGCUGCACCAGCCUUGAGAAGCUGCUGCUCUACUUCGAGAUUCUGGACCGCACACGGGAGGGCGCCAUCCUGUCAGGGCAGCUCAUGGUGGGCCAGAGCAACGUGCCCCACUACCAGAACCUGCGCAUCUUCUACGCCCGCCUGGCGCCCGGCUACAUCAACCAGGAGGUGGUGCGGCUCUACCUGGCUGUGCUCAGUGACCGCACCCCUGAGAACCUUCAUGCCUUCCUCAUCUCUGUGCCUGGCAGCUUCGCCGAGAGCGGGGCCACCAAGAACCUCUUGGACUCCAUGGCCCGCAAUGUCGUGCUGGACGCCCUGCAGCUGCCCAAGUCCUGGCUCAAUGGCUCAUCCCUGCUCCAGCACAUGAAGUUCAGCAGCCCCUUCUACUUCAGCUUCAGCAGGUGCACCCUGUCCGGUGGCCACCUCAUCCAGCAUGUCAUCAACGGAGGCAAGGACCUCCGCAGCCUGGCCAGCCUCAACCUCAGUGGCUGCGUCCACUGCCUGUCCCCAGACUCCCUGCUGCGCAAGGCGGAGGACGAUAUUGACAGCGGCAUCCUGGAGACGCUGGUAGUGGCCUGCUGCAACCUGCGGCACCUCAACCUCUCGGCCGCCCACCACCACAGUUCCGAGGGCCCAGGCAGGCACCUGUGCCAGCUGCUGGCCCGGCUGCGCCACCUGCGCUCCCUGUCCCUGCCCGUCUGCUCCGUGGCCGACUCGGCACCACGGGCCGACUGCAAGCCCGCCCAGCCCGCCAUGCAUGCUGUGCCCUGCGGCUUCGGCAAGAAGGUCCGCAUUGGCGUGCAGUCCUGUCCCAGCCCCUUCUCGGGGCAGGCAGGCCCCCAGCCCUCCUCUGUGUUCUGGUCUUUGCUGAAGAACCUGCCCUUUCUGGAACGCCUUGAGCUGAUUGGGUCCAACUUUUCCUCUGCCAUGCCACGCAAUGAGCCUGCAAUCCGCAACUCUCUCCCGCCCUGCAGCCGUGCGCAGAAUGUCGGGGACUCAGAGGUGGCUGCCAUUGGCCAGCUGACCUUCCUGAGGCACCUGACACUGGCCCAGCUGCCCAGCAUUCUGACAGGCUCUGGCUUGGUCAGCAUCGGCCUGCAGUGCCAGCAGCUCCAGUCCCUCUCACUGGCCAACCUGGGCAUGAUGGGGAAGGUGGUCUACAUGUCUGCCCUGUCGGACAUGCUGAAGCACUGCCAGCGGCUAAAGGACCUCAGGCUGGAGCAGCCCUACUUCAGCGCCAACGCCCAGUUCUUCCAGGCGCUGAGCCAGUGCUCCAUGCUGCAGCGCCUGUGCUUGGUCUCCCGCAGUGGCACCCUCCAGCCCGAGGCUGUGCUGGCCUUCAUGGCCCGCUGCCUGCACGUUGUCGUGUGCCACAUGUUCACCGGGGAAUCCCUUGCCACCUGCAAGAGCCUGCAGCAGACCCUCCUCCGAAGUUUCCAGGCUGAGCGGCCCGCGCUGAACGUUGUCAUCUUCCCCCUGCUCCACGAGGGCCUGACUGAUGUCAUCCGGGACGUCCCCAUGGUGCACCUGGACGAGAUCACCUUAUUUAAAAGCAGAGUGGCCGAGGAGCCGCCAAACCUGUGGUGGUGAUGGGGAUGCUAG